GCAGCACCUCGUCCACUUUUUCUUUCUUCCUAUCACAGGAGUGCGUUCAGCAGGCAAGGCAGGCAGCGGGAGUGUGAGUGAGGUUCUACCCGGGCGGAGCGUCGGAUGCUCGGCCACUGCUGCUGCGGAUAUCCGCCUGGUACCUGCCUCCCUCUCAGGAGGGACGACUCGAUUCCGAAAAGGCCAUUUUUUGCCGCUUUUGUAACACGGUGAAUGGUUAGCAGAGGCGGGGGUGAAAUGUUUUUUUUUUCGAUGAUACGGAUGUAACGGCGGAGCAUUAUUAGCAUCACCUGGGAUUUUUUAAAAACUGUUAUCAUCUGAAUUAGCUUACUGGCACAUUUUGAUGUCGACUUAAAUAUCAUAUGUAUUCGCUAGGGUUGAAUUAAUAUCCUAACGGAAGACAAAACAAAAGGUUGGAUGAGUUUUCCUCUUGCCUGGACACCAUGAGCACCAUCUCGCCGACAGACUUUGACAGCUUAGAGAUCCAGCAGCAGUACAAUGACAUCAACAACCGCUGGGACCUGGCAGCAGAGACCGAUUGGGACAACGAAAACAGUUCCGCACGCCUCUUUGAGCGCUCGCGCAUCAAGGCUCUUGCAGAUGAACGUGAAGCUGUACAGAAGAAGACCUUCACCAAAUGGGUGAACUCUCACUUAGGCCGUGUAACUUGUCGAAUUGGUGACUUAUACACAGACCUGCGUGAUGGCCGCAUGCUUAUCCGCCUGCUGGAAGUGCUCUCAGGAGAACAGCUGCCAAAGCCUACCAAGGGCCGCAUGCGUAUCCACUGCUUGGAGAAUGUUGAUAAAGCCUUGCAGUUCCUCAAGGAGCAAAAAGUCCAUUUAGAAAACAUGGGGUCACAUGACAUUGUGGAUGGGAACCAUCGUCUCACACUGGGUCUCAUCUGGACCAUCAUUCUUCGCUUCCAGAUUCAGGACAUCAGUGUUGAGACAGAAGACAACAAAGAGAAGAAAUCUGCUAAAGAUGCCCUUCUCCUUUGGUGCCAAAUGAAAACCGCUGGCUAUCCCAAUGUCAACAUCCACAACUUCACUACCAGCUGGAGGGACGGCCUAGCGUUCAAUGCCAUCGUGCACAAACACAGACCUGACCUGAUUGAGUUUGACAGCCUGAAAAGGUCCAAUGCUCACUACAAUCUCCAGAAUGCUUUCAACGUGGCUGAGAAGGAGAUGGGCCUUACUAAGCUCCUGGACCCAGAAGAUGUUAAUGUUGAUCAACCAGAUGAGAAGUCCAUCAUUACCUACGUGGCUACCUACUACCAUUACUUCUCAAAGAUGAAGGCCCUAGCAGUGGAAGGCAAACGAAUUGGCAAGGUUCUGGACUAUGCCAUCGAGGCUGAUCAGCUGAUUGAGAAGUAUGAGACCUUGGCCUCAGAGCUGCUGGAGUGGAUUGAGCAGACCAUAGUGACUCUGAAUGAUCGGCAGCUUGCUAACUCACUCAGUGCAGUGCAGAAUCAGCUCCAGGCUUUUAAUUCUUACCGGACUGUGGAGAAACCACCAAAAUUUACAGAGAAAGGAAACUUGGAGGUUCUUCUCUUUACCAUCCAGAGCAAAAUGAGAGCAAACAACCAGAAGGUUUACACGCCUAGAGAGGGGAAAUUAAUCUCUGAUAUCAAUAAGGCAUGGGAACGACUUGAAAAGGCAGAGCAUGAACGUGAGCUGGCCCUGAGAAAUGAGCUGAUCCGCCAAGAAAAGCUCGAGAUGCUUGCGGCACGAUUUGAUCGCAAAGCUGCUAUGCGGGAAACGUGGUUGAGUGAGAAUCAGCGCUUAGUGUCUCAGGACAAUUUUGGAACUGACUUGGGCGCGGUGGAAGCUGCCACUCGUAAACAUGAGGCAAUUGAGACAGACAUCGGUGCAUACUGGGAGCGAGUGGCUGCUGUUGAAGCAGUUGCCAAAGAGCUGGAAGCAGAGGGAUACCAUGAUGUCCGGCGUGUGCUUGCAAGACGAGAUAAUGUGCUUCGUCUUUGGGAAUACCUCAAGGAGCUCCUGGCAGCACGCAGAGAGCGACUUAAUGCCCAUCGUGACCUACAGAGGCUGUUCCAGGAGAUGCGCUACAUCAUGGACUGGAUGGCUGAUAUGAAGAGUCGUAUGCAGUCCCAAGACAGUGGCAAACAUUUGCAUGAUGUUUUGGACCUAAAUCAGAAACAUACUCUAGUAGAGGCUGAUAUUUCAGCUCAGGCUGAGAGAAUCAAAGCUGUGCAGGGAGCUGCCCAACGCUUCACUUCCCAUGAUCAAGCAUACAAACCCUGUGAGCCAGGACUUGUUAGUGAAAAAGUUGACCUGCUGGGCCAAGCCUAUGAGGAGCUAGUUCAACUUGCAGCACAGCGCAGAGAACGCCUUGAGGACUCUCGUCGCCUGUGGCAGUUCCUGUGGGACCUGGGAGAGGAGGCCGCCUGGAUCAGAGAGCAAGAACAGAUCCUGACCAGUGGGGAGUGUGGGCGGGACCUCACUUCUGCCCUUCAUCUACUCAGUAAACAUGAGGCCUUCAGGGAUGAGAUGGCUGCCCGCUAUGGCCCUCUGAGUAACAGCAUUGCUUCGGGGGAAGCUUUGAUUAACGAGGGACAUUUUGGAGCCCCAGAAGUCACCGAGAAUAUUAAAGACAUCCGUGCACAGUGGACACAUCUGGAGGAGACAACAAAGCUCAGAGAACAGAAGCUUAAAGACUCGGUGGCCCUGCAUCAGUUUCAAACAGAUGCUAAUGACAUGGAGGCGUGGCUAAUGGAAACUCUAAGGCAAGUGUCUAGUCAGGACUUUGGCCACGACGAGUUCUCCACCCAAACUUUAGCUCGCAAGCAGAGGGAAAUAGAGGAGGAGAUUAAUAGCCACCAACCCCUCAUCGACUCCCUGCACGAGCAGGCCCAAGCACUGCCACAAGCCUAUGUUCACUUCCCUCAGGUGGAGGGCCGACUACCUGCUAUUGAGCAGCGCUACAAAGAGUUACAAUCCCUCUCGGCAACUCGGCGCCAGGCACUGGAAGGUGCCCUAGCACUUUAUCGUAUGUUCAGCGAGGCGGGGGCCUGCCAACUCUGGGUGGAGGAAAAAGAAAAGUGGUUACAUGGCAUGGAGAUCCCAACCAAACUGGAAGACUUAGAAGUGGUGCAGCAAAGAUUUGAGACCCUGGAACCAGAGAUGAACAACUUAGGGACUCGUGUCACUGAUGUGAACCAGGUGGCCGAACAGCUGCUGACCUCUGACAAUUGUAACAAAGACCAAAUCCACCAGACACGCGACCAUCUGAACAACAGGUGGAAAGAAUUCCAGAAACUGUCUGGUCAAAAGAAACAAGGACUUGAGUCAGCCCUUAACAUCCAGAACUACCACUUGGAGUGUAAUGAGAUCCAAACAUGGAUGAAAGAAAAGACCAAGGUUAUUGAAUCCACUCAGAGCUUGGGAAAUGACCUGACUGGAGUGAUGGCACUGCAGCGCAAACUUACUGGCAUGGAGAGAGACCUGGAAGCUAUUCAGGGAAAAUUAGAUGACCUGCGAGAGGAGGCACAAAAACUGGCCAAAGAACAUCCAGACCAAGCUGACGAGAUUCAAGGUCGCCUGACGGAAAUACAGGAAGUGUGGGAGGAGUUGAACGCGACCAUGAAACGACGUGAAGAGUCGCUGGGCGAGGCCAGUAAGCUCCAAGGCUUUCUCAGGGAUCUGGAUGACUUCCAGUCGUGGCUUUCUCGCACCCAGACAGCUGUGGCCUCGGAGGACAGUCCGACCUCUCUACCUGAGGCUGAGAGUUUACUCGCCCAGCAUGAGAACAUUAAGAAUGAGGUGGAUAACUAUAAAGAGGACUAUGAGAAGAUGCGAGUGGUCGGUGAGGAGGUGACACAAGGUCAGACGGAUGUCCAGCACAUGUUCUUGGCUCAGAGGCUCCAAGCUUUGGAUACAGGCUGGCAUGAGUUGCGGCAAAUGUGGGAGAACAGGCACAGUCUUUUGGCCCAAGCAUUCGACUUCCAGACUUUCUUGAGAGAUGCAAAGCAAGCAGAGGCCUUCCUCAACAGCCAGGAGUAUGUGUUGUCCCACACAGAGAUGCCAACAAGUCUUCAAGGAGCAGAUGAGGCCAUUAAGAAAUAUGAGGAUUUUCUCACCACCACAGACGCCAGCGAGGAGAAGAUAACCGGUGUUGUGGAAGCGGGUCGGCGCCUCAUUAACGAUGGCAACGCAAACUCUGAUAAGAUCCAAGAAAAAGUGGAUUCUAUUCAGGAAAGGCAUCUCAAAAAUAAGAAGGCUGCCAAUGAAUUGCUGGCAAAACUUAAGGACAACCGUGAACUGCAGCACUUCCUCCAAGAUGGACAGGAGCUCACAUUAUGGAUCAAUGAGAAAAUGCUGACUGCUCAGGACAUGUCGUAUGAUGAGGCCCGAAAUCUUCACAGCAAGUGGCAGAAACACCAGGCCUUCAUGGCAGAGCUGGCCUCUAACAAAGACUGGUUGGACAAAAUUGACAAGGAGGGCCAGGCUCUUGUGGCAGAGAAGCCAGAGUUGAAACCUGUGGUCCAGCAAACCCUGGAGGACCUACAGCGCCAGUGGGAGGAGUUAGAGAGCACCACCCGCACUAAAGCCCAGUGCUUGUUUGAUGCCAACCGGGCAGAGCUAUUUACACAGAGCUGCUCUGCUUUGGAUGGCUGGGUGAAAAACCUGGAGAGUCAGCUGCAUAGUGACGAUUACGGCAAGGAUUUGACUAGUGUCAACAUCCUGUUGAAGAAGCAUCAGAUGCUGGAGCACCAAAUGGAGGUCAGGGAGAAGGAGGUGCAGUCCCUGCAAUCCCAGGCUUUGGCUUUGUCACAGGAAGAUGCUGGAUUAUCUGAGGUAGAUGGUCAACAAAGGCGUGUCACAGACAGUUUUUCCAGCCUUCAGGAGCCUCUUAAACAAAGGAGACAGAGACUACUGGCAUCCAAAGAGGCACACCAGUUCAACAGAGAUCUGGAAGAUGAAAUAUUGUGGGUGAAAGAGAGGAUGCCCCUGGCAACGUCCACAGACCACGGGAAAGACCUUCCCACUGUACAGCUACUCAUCAAGAAAAACCAGACAUUGCAAAAGGAAAUCCAGGGACAUCAGCCCCGCAUUGAUGACAUCCACAAACGGGGCAAGACUCAAAGCCAGGUAGAUGGGGAGCGACAGUCUGCUCUAGAGGAGCGUCUUGUUGAGCUGAAAGGCCUUUGGGAUCAGUUGAUUGAUGAAACGGACAAACGCCACGCUCGCCUCGUCGAAGCCAACCGAGCCCAGCAGUUCUAUGCUGAUGCGGCGGAGGCAGAGGCAUGGAUGGGAGAGCAGGAGUUGCACAUGAUGUCGGAAGAAAAGGCUAAGGAUGAGCAAAGUGCUCUUGUGAUGGUGAAAAAGCACGAGAGCCUGGAACAGGCACUGGAAGACUACGCCCAGACCAUCCACCAGCUAGCCAACAGCAGCCGACUGAUGGUCACCAGCGAACAUCCAGAGAGUGACAGAAUCACAUUACGCCAAGCACAAGUUGACAAGUUGUAUGCCGGGUUGAAAGACCUUGCUGAGGAGCGCCGCGGCCGGCUUCAGGAGAGACUUCGUUUGACCCAGUUAAAGCGGGAGGUGGAUGACUUGGAGCAGUGGAUUGCAGAAAGGGAGUUGGUGGCUGGCUCGCAUGAACUAGGACAAGACUACGAGCAUGUCACAAUGCUGAGAGACAAGUUCCGUGAGAUUGCCCGUGACACUAGCACAAUCGGCCAAGAGCGCGUAGACGCCGUGAACGGCCUGGCUGAUGACCUCAUUGAAUCCGGUCACCCGGAGAACGCCAGUGUGGCCGAAUGGAAGGACGGGCUAAAUGAGGCCUGGGCCGACCUGCUGGAACUGAUUGACACACGCACACAGAUGUUAGCCGCCUCCUACGAGCUGCACCGCUUCCAUCAGGAUGCCAUGGAGGUUCUUGGUCGCAUUAAAGAGAAGCGGGAGGCGCUACCCUCUGACCUCGGCCGGGAUCUGAACACUGUCCAGCAUCUACACAGACAGCACAAUACUUUUGAAAAUGACAUCCAGGCACUCAGUGGACAGGUGAACCAAGUGCAAGAUGAUGCAGCACGACUACAGAAAGCCUACGCUGGAGAGAAAGCCGAUGACAUUAACAGAAGUGAGCAUGCUGUGACAUCUGCCUGGGAGGGUCUUCUGGAGGGUGGUGAAACCCGCAGGGUGCUCCUCCUGGAUACGGUGGAGAAGUUUCGCUUCUUCAACAUGGUGCGAGACCUCAUGCUCUGGAUGGAUGGAGUGAACCUACAGAUUGAUGCGCAUGACAGCCCUCGGGACGUGUCUUCUGCAGGGCUGGUCAUUGCCAAUCAUCAAGACAUCAAGUCAGAGAUCGAGACCAGAGCUGACAGCUUUACAGCUUGUAUUGACAUGGGAAAUGCACUCAUCAACAAUAAUCACUAUGCCACUGAUGAGAUCCGGGAAAAGCUUGCUCAGCUACAAGAGAAGAGGGACAAGAUCAACAAAAAGUGGCAGGACAAGAUGGACCAUUUGCAAAUCAUGCUGGAAGUGUUGCAGUUUGGACGUGAUGCCUAUGUGGCAGAGUCUUGGUUGGCCGGUCAAGAACCUCUUGUGCGGGCAGCAGAGCUGGGUUCCAAUGUGGAUGAGGUGGAAAGUCUAAUAAAGCGCCAUGAGGCAUUUGAGAAACUUGCUGCUUCCUGGGAAGAGCGCUUUGUGAUGCUGGAGAAACUGACCACACUUGAGGAGCAGGAGAAUCAGAGGCGACGAGAAGAAGAGGAGAGAGCACGGAGACCUCCCACACCUCCCAUGGCAGAUGUGGCACAGUCUGAGCUGGAAAGCCAAAUGCAUGACUCUGCAGCCAGAACCAGUCUAGACCAGACAACACUCAAUCAGUCGGUGUCCGUGAAUGGAGUCCACAGCGACGAUACAUCCCAGCAGUCGCUAUCGCUAUCAUUGUCAAUGGGAAAGAAAUCAGAGGCUAAACGUGUGUGUAAGCCAAAGCAGCCGGAGCGUGGCUCGGAAUCGGAGUCAGCAAAUGGACCGGGUAGAGACAGCGGCUUGGCAUCUUCCCGCCUAGACCAGUCGGCCACAUUGCCGGGACGGGGAGGAGCGGAGUCUGAACCAGAAACCAUGGAGGGCAUACUUUGUCGAAAGCAGGAAAUGGAGUCUCACAGCAAGAAGGCAGCUACCAGGUCAUGGCAGAAUGUGUACUGUGUCCUAAGAAAAGGAAGUCUGGGGUUUUAUAAAGACGGCAAGAGCGCAAGUAAUGGCAUCCCCUACCAUGGAGAGGUCCCCAUCAGCCUUGGAGAGGCUGUUUGUGAGGUCGCCCAUGACUAUAAAAAGAGGAAACAUGUAUUCAAGCUCAGGCUAGGAGAUGGAAAAGAGUACCUGUUCCAAGCAAAGGAUGAGUCGGAAAUGAGCUCCUGGAUCCGCUCCAUCCUCAGUUCCAUUCCAUCAGGAUCAGGAGACUCGCCUGGAGGUCCGCGGGUCCUCAGCCGCGCCAUGACCAUGCCCCCCAUCUCCCCCGGCUCAGGUGAUGCCGGAGGUGUGACCAUGCGCAACAAAGAGGGCAAAGAUAAGGAUCGUGAGAAGAGGUUCAGCUUCUUUGGCAAGAAGAAAUAGGACUUUUGUCAAAAACAUGGAUGUCCCACAAACUGAAAGAGUCCAAUCAACACAUUGGUCUCGGUGCAGCCCUGAGGUGUUACUGUAUGUCGACAGCUACAGAAAAUGUACUUAGUAUUUCCCCCCUCCCACCGCUUCCUUUCGGGUUUUAUCUGUCACGGUCUUUUUGGGUCUCUGGUAUUUCCCAUCUAAGUGCUUCUCAACCAAGGAGACCAUCACCCAGAGACACAACACACAGUAACUAACACAACCAUGUUGUCUGAGGAAAUGCGGGUGGAAUUAACGAGGUCCUGUUCAUCUUCCGUUCACUAAUUAGGUUUUCAUUCAUUAUGUGUGAGCUGCACUCACUGAUUGACCAUUUUUAUCCACUUUUAAACUCUUCUCUUUUGAAGAAAAACCCUGUGACCCUUUUUUUCUGCUUUGGGCCUCAUUGUUAUUAACCUGACCAAUAUUUUGCUGUUAUGAUUUAUUUAUCUUUUCUUAUUGCUGAUUUGAAGAAAACUAAUGAAUUUGAUUAUCUUAAUCCAUGUUGUGGAGAGAAACCCAGGUGGUACAACUAGUGGAGAAUGUUGGGCUUAUUCUUGUAUGUAUUAUUAUGAUUAUAAUAUUAUUAAUCACUUUUAGGAAUGACAAUUCUUGAGGUGUUUUUGAAAAAUAAAGCUCAUUUGAUUUUAGCAGUGUGCAGUAAGUGAUCACAGACUAAAUUGGGAAUUUGAUAUAUAUUUAAAAAGUGGUUUGAUUUUUUUUUUAUUUGCUAAAUUUGCCUGAUUAUAUCAUCGGAGUGAUAUUUUCUGCUUGAUUUUUAAUGGGUUUUUUUGUCUGUACAAAGCAGAGAGAAUUAGUUUUUCUAGUGUGUGUGGGUGUGCGUGUGUGUGUGUGAGUUGUGGUGAUGUGAAUUUUGCACGUCGAUAUUAUCCCUCAUCAAAUAUGGCCACAUGGAUGCUACUUUUUGGUACUCAAACGCAGAUGGAAAUGGGACACAAAUAGAAAAUACUGGAAUGCUUUUAUGGGGAAAAGUGUUUUUUUGUUUUGGUUCAGGUAUUAUUUGUAAGAAGGAGGUUUCUCUUCAUGGUCUUUUUAUUUCUGUUUCCAUCUAAUUUUCAGGUUAUUGGUAUAAUGGAGUUGGGGGCAAGCGAGUCGUCAGACAGCACACUGUAUCAUGGGUAUAAUGUAGGGAGUCAAACUGCCUUACUACCCCUCCAGUCAAAUGUUUUUCAAAAAUAAGCUUUACGGUCUAAAAACUGAAUGUUCAAAUGUAAUGAUCUGGCUGUGGAUGAUACAUGCAGCUACAAUAUGCCCACCUGAGACGAGAUGGUCUAAAAAUAACCUUUGUGCGUUGACAUUUGUGGCAUGAUGAUACUGUAGGUUUAUAUUUGUGUAUCACCAUCACCCCAUCUGUGUCAAUUUAUGCUGAGAACAUGUGAUUUGCUUCGUUAUCAGGGUCAGAGAACUAUAAUAUUGUAAUAUUAUAUGUAAUCGGCAUCUGUAAUAACUAGAAACAAGGUAGCUCAGUUUCUGAUAAUGUAUUAGAUUCAUCCAAGUACUGUACACGUACAGUAUUUAGUGGGGCAGUAGACAGUUUUAUAUGAAUAUAUUGAUAACUAUGUCACUUUCAUCCAGGUAUCAACUUGCCUUUUCUAACUGCCAAAAUUCAGUAAGCGGUAACUUGAUAACAAUUAAGAAUUGAAGGGUUUGAGUCGGUUCUCAGUUAAUGAUAAUAAUGUGUUGCAUAUUUUGGCUGAUUGUCACAAGGACACGUGAGAGGGAGAUGUAAACAUAUAUCCAGUAUGGUUGCGCUGGUUUGAACUGUAUUGCUUGGCCUUAUUUUCUAGUUCCAAAUGAAUGUGGAACCAGUACAACCAUCGCGCCAGUCGAAAAAGAGAGUUGGUUAAAGUACUAAGAUCAACAGAGAGCCGGCGUCGUUACGUUGAGCACAAGUUUAAAUGUCCCAGGUCAAUGAGUUCUGACGUCAAAGGUCACACUGUAUUUUCUGACUUUCUUCAGCUCCUUUGAAUGUAAAUCAGUUGGGCCGAAAAGAGAAACAAAGCUUACAAGGGAUCUUUUUCUUCCACACUCACAUAUAUGCUGUGCUGUAUGCUUAAAGCAGGGAUGGCAUUUUCCUCAACUGUGUUAUUUUUUUAAAUAAAAGUGAGGACCUUUGACAAGAACAUA
Messenger RNA from Doryrhamphus excisus (bluestripe pipefish), 9749 nucleotides. RefSeq names its product spectrin, beta, non-erythrocytic 2 (gene sptbn2). Gene Ontology annotation, molecular function: actin binding; structural constituent of cytoskeleton; phospholipid binding. Lineage: Eukaryota; Metazoa; Chordata; Actinopteri; Syngnathiformes; Syngnathidae. Gene Ontology annotation, cellular component: spectrin. The record is from RefSeq and is a predicted model, not a curated record.